AAAGCCACUUGUGAGCGCGAUUUAUCCGCGUUUAAACCUUCCCGCUCCGGCUGCCCCUCGCUGUCCAUCAAGCUUUUCAAUCUCUCGCUGGGUAAACUGCUGGAAGUGUCGGAGCUCCUCAGCCUUUGACCCCGGCAGCGCCUCUAAUCUGCGCGGAGGAAUGAGAGGCAUUCUUCAGCUGCUGCAGCAGGAGGUGGAGGAGCUGCCGGUGGGAGGGGAACUUACGACGUAGUAGGGACCCAGUCAGUCAGUGAAGUUUCCAGCGACUCGGCCAUCACGGUCCGGAGCUAUCCUCCCUGAGAUGAGCGCGCUCGGCGGAAGGGAUUUACGCGGGGAAACGAGGCGGUGAUCGCGGGGGUUUAGUGGAGCGCGGUCCGGCUCCGGAUCAUCCGAACAUGGGUCAGACGGCCGUGUCGGCUGUGGCCAAGCCCGCGAGCGUUGAUGGGUUGGAGAAGUCAUCAUCGUUGGCCAGCUGCGACGUGGUGGUGGACAGCGCCGCCAAUACCCAGAAUGCCCCUGCAACGCGGCAGCAGCGAGGCAAGCUGUCGUCACUAGGGAAGCUGUUCAAGCCCUGGAAGUGGAGGAAGAAGAAGACCAGUGACAAGUUCCAGGAUCUUUCCAAAGUUCUAGAGAGAAAAAUCUCCACCAGACAAACGAGGGAGGAGCUGAUCAAGAAAGGAGUUCUCAUCGCCGAACAAGAAGAAGCAAACAACAGUCAAAAUCUCAACGGCCACGCCACGUCCAGCGUGACGUCGGAGGAGGUCAAAGUUGACAUCGAGUCACCAGAGGUGCUGCAAGAGGGAAAGGCCUCUGGGCCUGGCUGCACCGCGGAGAAAACAGCUAAAUCCUCCCAUCCAAAGAAGACAGGAGGAACUGCAAAGGCCACCGCCGCCUCCACCUCCACCUCCAACCCUCGCUCUCGUGCAUCUAAGGAUGCGGUUGCUGCAGCACAGGUCGAGGGAAAAGAUGCAAAGACCAAGCAGAAAUCAUGCAUUCACUUACCUCAAAAGCCCACCACAGAGACUCCUAGUCCGCCUGGGGGGUCAAAGGCCUCGCCCCCUUCCUCAGACACGAAGCCCGUCUCAUCCAAAGCCUUGGGCAAUGAGACGGAGGGAGCUGCUUCCCAGUCUGCUCCCAGUGCAUCCGCUGGGGGCGAGGAGAAUCACAAAAGUCUGGCUCCUGAAUCUGCAGUCCAACCUCCUCAUGUCAACACUGAUACAGAGGACACUUCCUUCACAGAGGUAGAGACGGAGACCUGCUCCCAGGGGGAGAAAAGGGAGAGAACAGGAGGAGAGGAAGAAAAGAAGAAAGGAGAAACCGAUUCUGCUGCGGAGACCAGUCCCAGGUCAGCUGAGGGCCGAGCUGAGAAGCCCCAGGGCCUGAGUGUGAAAACAGACCAGGCCGAGGUGACGGUGAUCCCUGAUAGGCCGAGAGACAGCCAAGCUAGUGACUCCGACUCCGACGGUCCAAUCCUGUACCGGGAUGAGGAGGAAGACGACGAGGAGGAUGACGAGUACACAAAUAGUUCUCUGGCCAGUAAGAUCCGCCGGCGGGACACGCUGAACAUCAAGCUCAGGAACCGGCCCAGCAUGAGGGAGCUGGAGGACAAGAACAUUCUGCCCCGGAGCUCUGAGACGGAGAGACUAGAGCUCCGGCAGAAGAUAGGCAGCAAACUAGUCAGACGCCUGAGCCAAAGACCCACCACAGAGGAGCUGGAGCAGAGAAACAUCCUCAAGCAAAAGAAUGAUCUGGAGGCGCAAGAAGCCAGGCAAGAGAUUAAAAGGAGGCUCUCCAGAAAGUUGAGUGUGAGACCCACAGUGGCCGAGCUCGUCGCCCGUAGGAUCCUUUGCUUUAAUGAGUACGUGGAGGUAACAGACGCCAAGGAUUACGACCGGCGGGCUGACAAACCCUGGACACGGCUUACUCCUGCUGACAAGGCUGCCAUUCGGAAGGAGCUGAAUGAGUUUAAGAGCCGGGAGAUGGAGGUUCAUGAAGACAGCAAACAGUUCACCAGAUUCCAUCGGCCCUAGAGCCGCCCGCUGUCAGCCGGACGUCAGCACCACGACCUCUCGGGGUCGGGGGGGCCACAGCUCCCAGCCCUGCAGACCCUCAGCAAACAGCUCAGUCCACUCUACUUACCCCUGAUGUAUUUAUAUCCCCAGUGACAGCUACAGGUUGUGUCUUAAGGCCCCGGCCAUCCACAGGCUCUGGUGAAACACAUCACACAAAUCUAUAGCUGUAGAACCAUUUAUUUAUUGCAUUUGACCAGAGCCUCCUUUUUUUUUGAUUCACUUCCGGCCUUUCAAGCUUCCCCAGAGGUAGAACUGGGUGAAGCUGCCCUCGUUACAAUGAAUGUGGCUCAAGUGUACUUUCGAGUUUUCGUACAUUCUGUGGUUUGCCUUGUCAAUAACUGCCAAACGGCCAUAUAUGGACAUCCUCCUGGUGCAGGAGGUGCGAGUGAUUGGAUGGUUGUGUGCUGUUGUCACGGAUCAGGGAGGGGGGGGGGGGAGAGGAGGCUGGCUCUGCUCCCAUGUGCCCCUCACAGCUCCUUCUGAAAUACUGCAGUUCAUUUGGUUUCAGACACGUUCAAAGUGUAACAUUGCCACUAGGGGGCAUCAUAUCAUCAGGGUUGUGGCCCGUGAGGAUGCAGCCGUUUGUGUAGAUGAAGAACAAACUGCGAAUGUUAUAUUUAUAACCGCUGAGGGAGCUGUGGGCUCCUGAGGCUCUCACAGCGUAGUGCAAUGGAAAUCACUCGGAGUAGAGCCGCUGCUAGUCGCCCGGCCUUCGUCCUGAUGGUCCGGUGCCAUCACCCAUCCUGCGUUGAGUCAUCAAGGGGAUGUACUCUCCGUGCUUUGACUCCGGUAUCUCAUGUUUAAGGCCUACUCAGAGUGAUUUGGUGCCAAAGAGGAAAGAGGAAGCCAGAUCUGUCUCCUACUGGGUCCAGCUUGUCGUGUGGACUUCACAUGAAGGUUCUGUGAAUAUCGAGCAGGCAGGGAGGGUUUCAAGAGCUGAAUGUUAAAUGUGACGAGGGUCGUUAACGAUGAUUUGUAUUUGGCUGAGAACCCAAAACCUAUAACUUCAGCUGUCAGAAAUAUUGAAGGACUCAUAAAAGAAGAAGAAGAAAAGAAAAAACAACAAAACACGUUGCCUACUCAUUCCCGUCAUCUGAAAUUCAACAAGCACACUCGUCAUGUUUUCCUUCCGUGCGUGUUUUGACUAGAAAGGAGAUGUGUCAUUCCAACAACUGAAGAGGAGCAAUUUGUCCUCUCGGAGGACGCUACAUGAAAUGUUUGCGCGCUGAUGGAAAAAGAUACCAACAGUAUUCAUUCAUGUCAAUAUCUUUGUUCUUGUAUAUUGAUUAUUUUGUACAGGAUGUAUAUGGAGCAUGUGCAUACAUUUAAAUCCCCUUGACUACCAAUAUGAUACAAUGCAACCUCGAUGUGAAUGUUUUAAGCUCUGAUUUUAGUCGUCUUAUUUUUAUUCUAUUGUCUCGUGCGGUGCAAACACAGCAGCUGUUUUUAGUCUGUCUUUAUCCAAUCUACUGGUAUCCACAGCAAACCAUGGAUGAGAUAUCUGGCAGGUAAAUAAAUCCCAUUACUUCAUCCACUGCUCAGCAGGUGCAGUUCAGCCUCUUCAUGAAUAGCGACUCAGUAUCUCCUCAGACCGUACGUUACCUUGUGCAAACUCGAGAAAAGGAACAAACAGUAAACAGACUGUAAAUGAAGAUGGAAGAAUCGUCUCCACUUCCAGAAAUUAAAUCUCCUGGAUAUGAACGCUGCCAUUUUGCGUAUUCGGAGCCAGAGUCUGUGCAGCUUAUUGAUUGGACGUCCCGCCAAUACACACACUCGACCAAUCAUGAGUCAGUCAGUUAAAGUUAAAUGAGAUAAAGCAGAUCUGGUAUCACUUUAUUUUAACCCAGAGUGCUGUAUUUAACACUUGCAGUCAGGAUGCAGUCAAUGAGUUCAUGGUUAUAUAGUUGUAAACAGAUAUGAAGUAUUUAUCAGUGUAUUUUUAAACUCCUUAUAUGAAGCAUAGACACAUGUAUGAACAGUUUACAACAUUUACAUCCAUCUGAUACAAUGUUAUUAACCAUUUAUAGCAUAGUUAACAAGAGACUACAUUAUACUGUGUUACAAAUGUUUACUGGUUAUAAAUGUUAAAUUGAGGCAGUAAAAUAAAGUGGUACCUGAUAAGAAGCUUUAGAUAUAUAUAUGUUUUAUCUAAGUCCAGGCAACAAAGUUGUGUUUUCCCUUUUAAAACAGAUGUGACUUUAUAAUUACAUAGAGGCGAGAGCUUUUCUGGAUUAUUGCCACAUCAAUAAGUUUGUCUUUCUUCAGCAACAGUGAUGCCUUAAACGUGAAAUUAAGUACGGCUACUGCUGCUUUGCAAUUACGGAGACUUCCUUCCUUUGAUGGACAUGUUUACACGUGUGAACGCCUGCUGCUGUGAAGCGUCCCUCAACACUUCCUUCAAAUCAAAACCCACAUUUCAGACAGGAGCCAUCACCAGAUCUCUGCUGCUGCUGCUCCUGAUCCAAAGUCUUUUAUAAUCUUUUCUCGAUCCUGUAAAAGCUCACAGUGAGGUGACAUGACUCGCCCCGGGAAUCGAUUUGUCUUCUUCCAACGCAGAAGGCAGAAAGAGGCUCAGAGCAGCAAAGACCCAGAACCUGUCACACGGACUAUAAACACCUUUACUGUAUGUUUGACAGUAAAUACUCAUCUUUGAACUUAUAUGAUGUCGUAUAUAUAUAUAUAUAUAUAUAUAUCCCAGAACUCUGUACUGUUACAUGCAAACUGUGUAUAUUGUUUUUGUAUAUAAAGAAUCAUGGAAAAAGUA
Platichthys flesus (European flounder) is the source of this 4836-nucleotide messenger RNA. RefSeq names its product phosphatase and actin regulator 2 (gene phactr2). Gene Ontology annotation, molecular function: actin binding. Gene Ontology annotation, biological process: actin cytoskeleton organization. The transcript is spliced from 12 exons. Bases 396 to 2030 code for a protein of 544 amino acids. Lineage: Eukaryota; Metazoa; Chordata; Actinopteri; Pleuronectiformes; Pleuronectidae. The record is from RefSeq and is a predicted model, not a curated record.